CUAAACGAACAGUUUCCUCGUUGCGCAGUAGUUUAUUGCGAAUUACUAUGAAGACAGUAUAAACUCAAACACAAUGGCUGAAAACAACUAAAUCAAAUCCAAAAUAUACGACUGAAAAGGGUUUCAAGUCAAUAUAAGCAAACCUAUUAAGACAUGUCUAAUGUAAGAUUAUGUGGUUUGAAGCCAUUUCGCUUUGGACGAAAGACAUGUCUUUUUGAGUCAAUGAAAAGCUUUACGACGCCCAAGAAGCCUUCUAUGGCUCAUAACGAAGGGAAGGGAGGGUCAAUUGAGUGGUCAUUUGUUGGUGCAGACCAAUUGAUUUCAAUGAUGAAGGUCCAUAAGAAGAUCUUUGUCUUCAGGGAUAUCAUGGACCUUGUUCCUAUGAACAGUUCCGCUUCCUUGCAUGAGAUGGUUAUUACAACCUUAGAAGAUCUUCAAAGGCUUUACCCGGGGAUAAUACCAAGAAAAAAAGUGUCAAACAUCAAAGACAAGCCUAUACAUCAGGGUCUUGUCUACUUCUGCGAGGCUUUAAAGUCUCUUGGAGAAUCUUGGACGAGUGAUUGUACGGAAAAACACAUUUAUGAGUUACCAGCGUGUAAAGAUAACACCAACAUGCGCCAACUGGGUGAAACUAUGUCGACCAUACUAGAUUGUUUGAUUAAGAUUGCCAGUGAGAAGUUUGAUAUUAUGGAAGAAGAUGACCCAAAAAAAGUUAUACGGAACAACUCCUUUUCAGAUAUGACUCAUUUCCCUGUCACACCAAAAUCCGUGCUUCCAGAAUCUAUGAGCCCAGAAUAUUGUAGUACCAUUCCACUUUGGUCUGUAAAAGCUGUGGGAAAGCUGAAGCCAAUUGAUUUAAAGCGUUUAUCUUUCCACAUGUCACCGCCAUGCUUGCAAACCCACGAGACAGAGAAGGAACAAACCAUAAACAUGGAUAUAGUAGAUCAAACAGUUGAAAAUCCAGGAAGAAGCUUAUCACAAGAUAUAGUUCUUCAAUCGGACACUACCAGUGAUCAUGGAGAAACAUAUGAUAAUCCUCAAGCAACGGAAGACGUGGAGAAACUUUCAGCAUCUCCACCAGUAUUGCAGCCAAAUAUGACACUACCCCCACCACCACCACCACCACUACCUUUGAGCUCAAGUUUAGCACUAGUACCACCAAAUCCCUUCAAAACUGGACCAGCUCCGGCACCUCCACCGUCAAUGCCACGUGGAAGCGGAGCAGCUGCUCCACCACCACCUCCACCUGGAGCAGGGAGAUCCUUGCGGCCUAAGGCAACCACCAAACUGAAAAGGUCAACACAAUUAGGAAACCUAUAUAGAACUCUCAAGGGAAAAGUGGAAGGAUCCAUCAUCAAAGGCAAAUCAUCCGGUGGGAGAAGUAGUGCAAUUGGAGCAGGAACUAGUGGGAAACAAGGAAUGGCUGAAGCUCUAGCAGAGAUGACAAAAAGAUCAUCUUACUUCCAACAAAUAGAAGAAGAUGUUCAGAGGUACACCAAACAGAUCACAGAACUGAGAUCUGCUAUUACCAAUUUCAAGACAAAGGAUAUGAUAGAACUUGUUAAGUUCCACAAAGACGUUGAAUCCGUUCUUGAGAAUCUAACUGAUGAGUCACAAGUCCUAUCUCGAUUUGAAGGCUUUCCCUCGAGAAAGUUAGAAGCUAUAAGAAUGGCAACCGCGCUUUAUCUUAGGUUGGAUUCAGUUCUUACCGAGCUUCAAAAUUGGAAUAUAGUGACUCCUGUGAGCGAGUUCCUUGACAAGGCUGAACGUUAUUUCAGUAAGAUAAAAACGGAAUUAGAUUGUUUGGAGCGAACCAAGGAUGAAGAAUCCAAGAAAUUUAAAAGCCACAACAUCGAAUUCGACUUCUACAUCUUUAUAAAAAUCAAAGAAGCCAUGGUGGAUGUUUCCUCCAAUUGCAUGGAAGUAGCACUAAAGGAGAGGCGCAGUGAUGGUGCAAGCAGAGAUUCAGGAUCAAACCUUAUUAAUGGAAAAAGAAAAGAACAUGGGAAGUUGCUUUGGAGGGCUUUCCAAUUCGCAUUUCGAGUGUACACAUUUGCCGGUGGACAUGAUGAUCGUGCUGACAAACUGACCAGAGAAUUGGCUAAGGAAAUAGAGAGUGAUCCCAACCGGCCAUAACCUUUCACAAGAUUAUGCUUCAUACUACAAUCAUCAUUUUUUGUAAUGGACAAUUUAGACGUAGCUCCUCCAUAGAUGUCUUCGUGUUAUUCUCUCACCAAAAUCACAGUUUCACUUCUGUGAUGCAUACGGAUAUUUAUUAAAAUUUUACUAUCAGAGUUUGAACUU
This is a messenger RNA of Vigna unguiculata (cowpea), 2304 nucleotides long. RefSeq lists its product as uncharacterized. Lineage: Eukaryota; Viridiplantae; Streptophyta; Magnoliopsida; Fabales; Fabaceae. The record is from RefSeq and is a predicted model, not a curated record.